Paraphaeosphaeria sporulosa is the source of this 2292-nucleotide messenger RNA. RefSeq names its product Noc2-domain-containing protein. Gene Ontology annotation, cellular component: Noc2p-Noc3p complex; nucleoplasm; Noc1p-Noc2p complex. The record is from RefSeq and is a predicted model, not a curated record. The coding region runs from base 1 to 2292 and encodes 763 amino acids. The transcript has 3 exons. Gene Ontology annotation, biological process: ribosomal large subunit biogenesis. NCBI's taxonomy places the organism in Eukaryota, Fungi, Ascomycota, Dothideomycetes, Pleosporales, Didymosphaeriaceae.
AUGCCUGUUUCGAAGAGGACAAAGAAGUUCGAGAAGAACGAGCUCGGCGCAUUGCUGAAAAAGCGCAAAGAUGUCGCAAAAAUCAAGCAGAGGAAGCAGAUGGACCUGAAGAAGAAGCAGCGGAAAGCUCUAGACAAUGCGCCUGCCGACGGCGUUGAGAACGGCGUCGGCAAGAAGACGACAAACGGGACAAAGGAUGGUGCAUUAGAGGAAAUGUCCAUGGAUCAGUUCUUCCAGGGCGGUUUCGAGCUCCCCCAAAUGAAAAAGAAGAAAUCCACGAAGCCGAAGAUUGGAAAGCGCAAGCGGACGCCGGUCGAAGGCGGUGCUUCCGACGAUUCAGACGCCGACAUGGCAGAGGCUGCAGGAGACGCAGAGGAUGCUGGCUCGGACAGCGAAUCCGGCGAUGAUAUGGAGGCACACAAGAAGGAGUUGGCAGCGCUGGCAGAGAAGGACCCAGAGUUCUACAAGCAUUUGAAGGACCACGAUCCGGAGCUGCUCGACUUCGAGGAUGACGACUUGGACGGGCUCGAGCUGAGCGCAAGUGAAGACGAGAAGACGCCGCGGAAAAAGCGCAAGUCAGACAAGGGCGGGAAGGACGACGAGGCCGACAGCGGCAACGAAGUGACCAAGAAGCUCAUCCAGAAGUGGAAGUCUUCCAUGGAAGAGAGUUCAUCGCUCAGAGCAACGAGAGAAGUCGUACUUGCUUUCCGAUCUGCCGCCCACCUUGACGAUGAGAAGAAGGACAAAUACAAGUACUCCAUAUCCGACUCACAUGUGUACCACGAGGUGCUCAUCACAGCUUUGAAGCUACUUCCAAAGGUCCUUCAGCAUCAUCUACCUGUCAAAGAAUCUGCAUCUGGCAGAAUACAUCUAUCGACCGACUCGAAGAAGUUCCGCAAUCUUGCACCUUUGCUCAAAUCCCAUGCCGUUUCUGUGAACCAUCUCCUGGACAAUCUAUCGGACGCUCCGACCCAGCGCAUGACGCUCGACUCGCUCCUCGCGCUCAUACCAUAUAUUCUUUCGUUCAAGAAGAUUGUACGAGACGUUGCGAAGACUGUUUCUUCCGUUUGGGCCGAUUCGUCCAACACAGAAGCAACGAGACUGUCUGCCUUCCUCGUGCUUCGACGACUAGUGGUUAUCUCGGACGCAAGCAUCCGGGAAGCAGUCUUGAAGCAGACCUAUCAAGGUCUCAUUAAAGGUGCCCGAAACACCACGGUGCACAACAUCCAGGGUAUCAAUCUCAUGAAGAACACUGCCUCUGAGCUGUGGGGCAUUGAUCCGAACGUGGGCUACACGACAGGCUUUGGUUUCAUCAGGCAGCUAGCCGUCCACUUACGCCAGAGCAUCACCAACAAGACGAAGGAUUCGUACAAGACGGUCUACAACUGGCAGUACAUUCACUCGCUUGACUUCUGGUCGCGAGUUGUCUCCGUACAUUGCGAGUCUCUCCGGGAAGCAGAAUCAGGCAAGCAGUCUGCUCUGCGGCCUCUAAUUUACCCCAUCGUGCAGGUCACUCUCGGAGCCAUGCGCCUCAUCCCGACGUCGCAGUACUUCCCUCUCCGCUUCCAGCUCGUACGCUCUCUGCUUCGCAUAUCGUCGGCUACAUCGACCUAUAUCCCGCUCGCUCCAGCCUUGAUAGAGGUUUUGAACACCUCAGAGAUGAAAAAGAUGCCCAAGCCCAGCACACUGAAAUCCCUGGACUUCAGCACCAGCAUUCGAGCCACAAAACCGUACCUGCGUACCCGCAUCUACCAGGACGGCGUCGGCGAGCAGGUCGUAGAGCUCCUCUCCGAGUUCUUCGUCCUCUGGAGCAAAAACAUUGCCUUUCCCGAGCUCGCUCUCCCGGUCUGCGUCAUGCUCAAGCGCUGGGUGAAGACUAUGGCUAAGAAGUCGAGCGGUAACCGCAACGCCAAGAUCAAUUCGCUGCUUGCACUUUUGGUACAAAAACUAGAGGCCAACUCAAAGUGGAUAGAGGAGCGCAGAGCGAAGGUCGACUUUGCACCCAAUGACCGCGUGGGUGUGGAAGGUUUCCUCAAGGAUGUUGAGUGGGAAAAGACGCCGUUGGGCGCUUUCGUAAUUGGACAGAGGAAGAUAAGAGAGCAGAAGGAGAAGAUGGAGGAGGAAGCACGUAAGACGCAGGACAAGAAGAGGAGAGAGGCUGAGAAGGCAGAGGCAGAUGAAAAUGCGGAGACUUUCAGCGAUGUCGAGAGCGAGGAGGAAGACGAUGAGGAUGCCGAGGAGGUGGAUGGGGUCAGCGAGGAAGAGGUUGACGACUCGGAGGAUGAGGAGUAG